Molecule: messenger RNA, 555 nt
Organism: Punica granatum (pomegranate)
Lineage: Eukaryota; Viridiplantae; Streptophyta; Magnoliopsida; Myrtales; Lythraceae
Source: RefSeq, a predicted model, not a curated record
AUGGCUGUUGUCUAUGCAAGUGACAUACCAGUUCUGAAAGAGGUAGAGGCUGUGAUGGACCCAGCAACCUUGUGUGCGGUGCAUUUCGUUAUUUUGGGCUAUCUUGUGGAGGCACUUGGGCUACUUAAAUCUGAUGCGGGUCGUGCAUCCUCUAUUUCUCUGUUCACAGUUGGAGAUUUUUUGAACUUCUUGAGUGCAAUAUUUUUCGCUAUUCACAUGCUCCGAACAGAACACUUUUCGAGAUGCACAAAGAAAGAAACCUUCUUGGCCCUCCUUGGAUAUGAGAUCUCAGUUGCCGCUGUGUUAUCCACCCUCUGGCAUCUCAUUGGAGGAUGGUUCAGUGGUGUUCAAGACUUUGAGCGAUCAUCUUGGACAGGCGGAAGUUCAACAGUACAGGUAUUCGGGUCUUCGACACCCAAGAAAGAAGUUGAGAAUGAUGAGACCAACAACAGCAUCCAGUUUCUCUCGGCCGUAGAGAAGCAAAAGCUGAAGAAUGGCCUCUCCGCUUCACCUCCUGUUGUCAGAUCUCGCGAGGAUGUGAAAGAUAUAUUAUAG